This is a messenger RNA of Vicia faba (fava bean), 2196 nucleotides long. NCBI's taxonomy places the organism in Eukaryota, Viridiplantae, Streptophyta, Magnoliopsida, Fabales, Fabaceae. The record is from the annotation of a GenBank genome assembly.
AUGGCAACUGAUAUGCAAAGGCUGGUUGGAAUGAGUGAGGAUGAUGACGAAAUGGGAAUGGGUGUGAAAGACGAGGAUGACGAGGAUGAAGAUUACGAGGAAAAUGGAGGUGAGCAUGGGAAUGCUUUACAAGUGGCAGAGUUUGAUGGUGGGAGUGUGAUGGGAGCUCGAGCUGAUGACAAUAGGUUUCAGCAGCAAUACGAGUUUCAAGAGCAAGUAGGCACUCCGGGUGGAGGUAAUCGAAGAUCUAGACCGGUAGAAGAGAAAGAGAGAACUAAGCUAAGAGAAAGGCGCCGGAGGGCUAUCACUGCACGGAUCUUGGCAGGGCUUCGAAGGCAUGGUAAUUAUAAUCUUAGGGUUAGGGCUGACAUAAAUGAUGUAAUUGCUGCGCUAGCAAGGGAAGCUGGAUGGGUUGUUCUUCCAGAUGGCACUACUUUUCCCUCAAAAUCUCAGGGUCAGACACCAGCUGGCGGCAAUGCUGCAGUUGUUACUUCAUCAUCAUCCCAUGUGCCUUCCCAACAUCCUCCAUCUGUUUCCCUCAAGGGUGUUGCUUCUGGCAUUAGGAGCCCACCUUCAUCAUCAUCCCAUGUGCCUUCCCAACAUCCUCCGUCUGUUUCCCUCAAGGGCGUUGCUUCUGGCAUUAGGAGCCCUUUAGAGUACAAUGCAUCUCCAAUGAAAGGUGUUUACGUUCCAUCUCCAUCUCCAUCCCCUUAUGAUCUAUCCUCAAGUUCCCGGUCUCAAACAUCUAUGUUAGGGGACGGAGAAGUGCAAAGAGACAAUCCUCCAGUGAUUGGUGGUUCAAUAGAUACCAUUAAUGAGAAGCAGAUUUUUGACAUUCCAGCCAGAUUACCAGAACGUGAUUUUGCUGGGUCCCCGUAUGUUCCUGUUUAUGUGAUGCUACCGUUGGGAGUGAUCAAUAUUAAAUGUGAGCUUGUUGAUCCGGAUGGUCUACUAAAGCAGCUGAGAGUGUUGAAAUCUGCAAAUGUUGAUGGUGUUAUGGUAGACUGCUGGUGGGGAAUAGUGGAAGCACAUACUCCACAAGAGUAUAAUUGGAAUGGUUACAAGAGACUCUUUCAAAUGGUGCGUGAGCUUAAGCUUAAGUUGCAGGUUGUCAUGUCUUUUCAUGAAUGUGGAGGCAAUGUUGGUGAUGAUGUUUGUAUUCCAUUGCCCCAUUGGGUUGCUGAAAUUGGUAGGAGCAAUCCGGAUAUUUUUUUCACUGAUAGAGAGGGAAGACGCAACCCUGAAUGUCUUUCUUGGGGAAUAGAUAAGGAACGUGUUUUGAGAGGUCGGAAUGCUGUGGAGGUUUAUUUCGAUUUUAUGAGAAAUUUCCGGAUAGAGUUUGAUGAGUAUUUUGAGGAUGGUUUUAUCUCGCUGAUUGAAGUUGGACUAGGUCCAUGUGGAGAGCUAAGAUACCCAUCUUGUCCAGUAAAGCAUGGUUGGAGAUAUCCUGGUAUUGGUGAAUUCCAGUGCUAUGAUCAGUAUAUGUUGAAAAGUCUUAGGAAAGCAGCAGAAGCAAGAGGCCACACUAUUUGGGCUAGAGGGCCAGAUAACGUGGGUACCUAUAAUUCUCAGCCACACGAAACAGGUUUCUUUUGCGAUGGGGGUGAUUAUGAUGGCUUCUAUGGCAGGUUUUUUCUCAAUUGGUAUUCUCAGGCUUUAGUUGAUCAUGGAAACCGGGUACUCUCUUUGGCAAAAUUAGCUUUUGAGGGGUCCUGCAUUGCUGCAAAGCUAUCAGGUAUUUAUUGGUGGUACAGGACUGCUAGUCACGCUGCAGAAUUAACUGCCGGGUAUUAUAAUCCAUGCAAUCGUGAUGGCUAUGCUGCAAUUGUUGCAAUGUUAAAGAGAAAUGGAGUUAGCUUAAACAUUGCUUGUGUUGACCUGCACACUUUGAAUCAACGUGAGAGCUUUCCAGAGCCAUAUGCUGAUCCUGAGCGAUUGGUUUGGCAACUGUUGAAUGCGGGGUGGGAUGUUGGACUUCCCGUCGUCAGUGAGAAUGCACUUCCUUGCCUAAACAGAGUUGGCUAUAACAAUGUUUUGGAUAAUACCAAGCCCGUGAAUGAUCCAGAUGGAAGGCACUUUUCAUCCUUUACAUACCUGAGGCUCAGUCCGCUUCUUCUGGAGCGACAAAACUUCAUAGAGUUUGAACGAUUUGUCAAGAGAAUGCAUGGAGAAGCCGUUCUUGAUCUUCAGGUAUAA